This is a messenger RNA of Exophiala oligosperma, 1223 nucleotides long. RefSeq lists its product as uncharacterized. Gene Ontology annotation, biological process: L-threonine catabolic process; glycine biosynthetic process. The coding region runs from base 1 to 1125 and encodes 374 amino acids. Gene Ontology annotation, molecular function: L-allo-threonine aldolase activity. Lineage: Eukaryota; Fungi; Ascomycota; Eurotiomycetes; Chaetothyriales; Herpotrichiellaceae. The record is from RefSeq and is a predicted model, not a curated record. Gene Ontology annotation, cellular component: cytosol. The transcript has a single exon.
AUGGCAGGGUCCUUGUCAUUUCUCAGCUGCGUCGAUCCAAGAAGAAACGCCGUGCCUAGAGUGAUGGUCAAGCGAAGUUUUGCCGAUGACUAUGGCGAGGGAGCACAUCCUAGGAUCCUAGAAGCCCUUGCCAGAAGCAACCUCUCACAACAGCCAGGUUAUGGCAAUGAUGAAUUUUGCACUCAGGCCAGGUCACUCAUCAGAGAGAGUAUCGGUGUCGAGGAUGCUUCGGUUUUCUUCGUCACAGGAGGGACCCCCGCCAAUUUGAUAUCAAUAGCUUCUUGUCUCCGACCACACGAAGCCGUCAUUGCAGCGACGUCAGGCCACAUCUCAAGCAAGGAGGCAGGGGCCAUUGAAGCGACCGGCCACAAAGUCAUCCUUGCCCCCGGGACCAAUGGGAAGCUGACGCCAAAAGCCGUCCAAGUGGCAGUCAACCAGAAUUCCAUGUUCCCCCAUAACCCAAAGCCACGAAUGGUAUACAUUUCAAACGCGACCGAGACGGGAACGGUCUACACUAAACGGGAACUGGAGGUCCUCGCCGACCUUUGCAAAUGUCUCAACCUCAUUCUCUUCAUGGACGGUGCUCGACUCGCUGUUGCCUUGACAUCUCCGGCCAAUGACAUGUCCUUGCAAGACAUUUACAACCUCACCGACAUGUUCUGGAUUGGUGGCACGAAAAUGGGCGCAUUGCUGGGCGAGGCGGUUGUCAUCAAGGACAAGACUGUUGCUGACGAAUUCCCUUACCACAUGAAGCAACGUGGAUCUUUGCUGGCCAAAGGCCGAGUCUUGGGCAUUCAGUUCGCCGAGCUCUUUCAAGACGAGCUGAUCUUCGACCUCGCAAAACACGCCAACAAGAUGGCCGCGGAAAUUUCUUCCCACUUUGUCAAAGUCGGUGUCAAGUUACAGGCGACUACGGAGACUAAUCAUGUCUUUCCCAUUCUAUCCCAAAGAGUCGUGGAAGCCCUGCAAAAGGACUUCGUCUUUCAUACCUGGGAACAGCUUCCAGAUGGUCAGGUGAUCAUUCGACUCUUGACCUCAUGGGCCACAAGGGUAGAAGACGUGCAGGCGUUGAAAGUCCGCGUCAGUCAACUAGUGGGCUCAACAACGAACGGCAUCACAUCAUGAUUUGGCAAGUAGAUUUCAGUACUUGUGCUCCCAAAGACGAAAAGUUAUUAGACCUUAGAAUGUUAUUUUAGAAUUGGUAUUGAGGAUCCCGAGUCGAG